CCAGUACCACUCGUUUGCGACUUUGAAUGGACGACGAAGGGCAGUUGGACGAUUGGUCUGGACAAGGCUGAAUGACCUAUACGAUUAUCGAUAUGCCUUCCGUCACUAGUGCAUCGAGCUCCGACAAGUACUCUGUGAUUCUGCCGACGUACAAUGAACGAAAGAACUUGCCUAUCAUAACGUGGCUCCUAGCCAAGACAUUUACCGAUGCUGGGCUUGCAUGGGAGAUCAUCGUCGUAGACGACGCGAGCCCAGAUGGGACAGAAGAGGUAGCAAAGCAACUGGCAAAGGUGUACGGAGAGGAUCAUGUGAUUCUCAAACCGAGAGCUGGCAAGCUUGGCCUGGGGACCGCCUACGUUCACGGUCUCAACUUUUGUACCGGUACAUUCGUGAUCAUCAUGGACGCAGACUUUUCCCACCACCCCAAGUUCAUACCCGAAUUCAUCAAACAACAAAAAUUGCACAACCUAGACAUUGUCACUGGUACACGUUACUCUUCUCAUCCUUCUCCGAAUCCAUCUUCAACGGCUCCACGCAUAGGUUUAGGUCCAGGAGGAGUGUAUGGUUGGGAUCUGAAGAGAAAGUUGGUCUCAAGAGGUGCCAAUUUUUUGGCCGACACAGUGUUGAACCCUGGUGUGACCGAUUUGACUGGUAGCUUCCGAUUGUACCGCACACCCGUCAUCAAAGAUAUCAUCUCUCGCUGUACGUCCAAGGGUUACGUCUUCCAAAUGGAGAUCAUUGUUCGGGCGAGAUCACUGGGUUACACUGUCGGCGAAGUGCCCAUCACGUUCGUUGAUCGGAUAUACGGCGAGUCAAAAUUGGGUGGAUCAGAGAUUGUACAAUAUGCCAAGGGCGUCGGACAGCUAUGGUGGGGCGUGUAGAGUGUCAUAUAUGCUCGUAUAGAAAUUGUACAACUAUCUCGUCGAAAUGAUGUCGUCUACCUCUGGCAUGCCAUCCUCUGCUAUA
Molecule: messenger RNA, 966 nt
Organism: Kockovaella imperatae
Lineage: Eukaryota; Fungi; Basidiomycota; Tremellomycetes; Tremellales; Cuniculitremaceae
Product: nucleotide-diphospho-sugar transferase
Exons: 8
Coding region: 72-881 (269 amino acids)
Biological process (GO): GPI anchor biosynthetic process; protein O-linked glycosylation via mannose
Cellular component (GO): endoplasmic reticulum membrane
Molecular function (GO): dolichyl-phosphate beta-D-mannosyltransferase activity
Source: RefSeq, a predicted model, not a curated record